Messenger RNA from Huiozyma naganishii CBS 8797, 1194 nucleotides. RefSeq names its product Nam8p (gene NAM8). Gene Ontology annotation, cellular component: cytosol. NCBI's taxonomy places the organism in Eukaryota, Fungi, Ascomycota, Saccharomycetes, Saccharomycetales, Saccharomycetaceae. Gene Ontology annotation, biological process: mRNA splice site recognition. Gene Ontology annotation, molecular function: mRNA binding. The record is from RefSeq and is a predicted model, not a curated record. Bases 1 to 1194 code for a protein of 397 amino acids. The transcript has a single exon.
AUGCCAUACAACAAUCAAGCGCAAAGUAACUAUUAUCUUCGGAGGAGCAACCACCAGAAUAGUCACCAUGCAGGGAAUAGCGCUGGCAGCAAUUCUUACGGGUCACGGUCCUUCCACAACGGCACUCACACAGAUCAAAACAUGAGCAACGAUGCAGGUGUACAGCUCUACAUGGGUGACCUGGAACCGAGUUGGGACGAAAAUGUGAUCAAGCGCAUCUGGUCUAGUAUUGGCGAGGACAAUAUUUCUGUGAAGAUGAUGUGGCAGAACAACAACUAUAUGGGGAAUGAGUCUGGCCCUCGAAACCAGGGGUACUGUUUCAUUGACUUCCCUACGCAUUUCAACGCAUCCAACGCACUAUUGAAAAACAAGAUGAGCAUUCCGGGCCACCCGCACAAGAAACUGAAGUUGAAUUGGGCUUCAUCAAGCGCCCCUAGUACUGCCGGUGUGUCGACUACAGGCGGCAACAACUUUUCGAUAUUUGUUGGUGACUUGGCACCCAACGUCACUGAGGCUCAACUGUUCGAUUUGUUUAUCAGCAGGUACCCAUCUACGGAGCACGCCAAAGUUGUCAUCGAUCUCUCUACUGGUGUGUCGAAGGGGUACGGGUUUAUUAGGUUCCGGGACCCUGCAGACCAACAAACCGCCCUCGCUGAGAUGCAAGGUGUAUUCUUGAACGGCCGUGCUUUGAAAGUCGGGAUGUCCUCGGGUCAAUCGAAUAGUGGUGCUGGCGGUAGCAGACAAGUUGGGCAUGAUCGGUACGGUGGCAGCAAACCAGCGGGUGGUAAGAGCAACACCCCAAACAGUGCAUUAUUUUCGCAAUUCAUGUAUCCUAUCCAGCAACAACCAGCACUGAACCAUUUCACAGACCCAAACAACACUACUGUGUUCAUUGGCGGGCUUUCCCCCCUCGUCAAGGAGGAGGAGUUACGCCAGUACUUCCAACCGUUCGGUGAAAUUGUCUACGUGAAGAUCCCUGUGGGUAAAGGCUGCGGGUUUGUCCAGUAUAUCGACAGAAUAUCUGCAGAGACCGCCAUAUCCCAGAUGCAAGGAUUCCCAAUAUCCAAUUCUCGUGUCCGGUUAUCCUGGGGCAGAUCAGCGAAACAACAGCAACUGCAGCAGCACGGUUCCUCCCCGUGUACAGAGCGCAGCCGCUACUACAGCAACCCACGUACAGCCAUUUCCCUGCAGUGA